Panicum virgatum (switchgrass) is the source of this 1512-nucleotide messenger RNA. Its product is annotated as anthocyanin 5-aromatic acyltransferase-like. The record is from RefSeq and is a predicted model, not a curated record. The coding region runs from base 34 to 756 and encodes 240 amino acids. NCBI's taxonomy places the organism in Eukaryota, Viridiplantae, Streptophyta, Magnoliopsida, Poales, Poaceae. The transcript has 2 exons.
GUCGCGCCUAACCUCCCCGUGACCAACACGGCGAUGGACUACGACUUCAGCCAGCGCUUCCGGCUGGGGCGGCGCACCUUCUACCUCGCCGCCGACGACAUCCGGUCCCUGAAGCACCGCAUCGACGCGCUCGCCGCCGCCGCCGAUGCUGCCGCCGGCGACAGCGCCACCACCACCACCACCAAGAAGAAGAAGCCGGUGUCGACGUUCGUGGCGCUGGCGGCGCUGGGCUGGACGGCGUUCGUGCGCGCCAAGGGUCUCGCCGCCGGGGGCGACACGUACCUGGUCUUCCUGGCGGACCUGCGCGCGCGGCUGGACCCGCCCGUGGGCGACGGCUACCUCGGCAACUGCAUCAAGGGGUGCCUGGCGACGGCCGACGCCGGGGACCUCCUCGGCGGCGACCGCGGGCUCCUGGGCGCGUGCAGGGCCAUCCAGGCGGCGGUGGCGGAGAUGGAGGCGGCGCCGCUGGCCGGCACGGAGCGGUGGCUCCAGAGGAUGAUGACCCUGCCAUUCCAGCGGCUGUGCAACGUGGUGGCGAGCCCGCGGUUCCGCGUGUACAAGGCGUCGGACUUCGGGUUCGGGCGGCCGGCGCGCGUGGAGCUUGUGUCCAUGAACCACGACGGGGAGAUGGUGCUCGUCGGCGGGAGGGAGGACGGCGAGGUGCAGGUGUCCGUGUCGCUGGACCCCGCGCGCAUGGAGGAGUUCAGGGCGCACGUCCUCGGCCACCGCUCCGCCGCUCCGGCGGCGGCGAGCUGAUCGAACUGAAUUGAUGGAGGCGGAUCGACGACGACGUCAACCAUGCAAUCAAGCAACCGUUACCGUAGCUGUGUUAAUUUCUCCGUUAGAUUGUUCCAUCUUUGCGUUGUAAUAAUCGAUUCGACACACACGAUCAUGUCAAGAAUUACUAGCCGCAUCAGUAGUAUCAUGAACAGUUUAUUUGUGGACGCAAGGAGCCAAGGACGACGGCGACAUGAACUGAUGAAGAACUGCCUCUGCGUGGUUGAUUUGGGGGAGAGCCUAGGGUUGCUGAGCAUCGUUGUGUCCCAGGUAGAUGGCAGAUCGCAGAAGAUGAGAUGAGAAGGAAGCAUGUGUUGUCGCCACGCACGGAUAGGAUAUGAUGCAGACGGAUUGGCCGAUCAUGAUUUGUAUCGCCUGUCGAAGCUUCUGAUGACGGACGGCCCUUUGGCAGGCUAGGAUAGGACCUAGCGGAGCUCGCCCAAGGGUGGUGUCGUCAUCAUUGACGUAUCUGCUGUUGUCGGAUGCGCAGACGUUUGUCGAUCGUCAGUGUCAACUGCCAAAACUCAUGCCUCCUGGAUGAUCUCGACCAAGCAGCAGGAGCAUGCCGUAGACAAUUAGGAAAGAGCAAGCCCAGUGGUUGGCGUGGACAGGUUGGGCCGACUGCGACUGUACGGGGCACGCGACGAACCCAGCAUUCAACCAUUCAUUCAUAGCGGGCUGUUCGAUACGGGCCUGUCAUGUUUUUCGAUGUUUUUAUGAAUCAGUUUUUAAUCC